Messenger RNA from Colletotrichum fioriniae, 1137 nucleotides. The record is from RefSeq and is a predicted model, not a curated record. NCBI's taxonomy places the organism in Eukaryota, Fungi, Ascomycota, Sordariomycetes, Glomerellales, Glomerellaceae.
AUGGCCAUGGAGUACACCAAAGAAGCCAAAAUUGGCUCGGACUUUAUUCCGAGCCACAACACCGAUUCACCGCAUUCGACCGUGGGUGAAAGCUCGAUCUUGAUCGAUCCGGUCCUUGAGAAACGCGCCAUCUCGAAAUUCGACAAGUACAUGAUGCCUCAAAUGGCUUUGCUCAUGCUCAUUGCAUAUCUUGACCGAACUAAUAUUGGUUCCCGAGCCCAACAAGCCAAGCGCAUUGCCGUUCUCUACGGUGCCAUUGCCCUCUCAGGUGCUGUUGGUGGCCUCAUUGCCUACGGCAUCCAGACAAUGGGUUCUAAGGCCGGACUUGAGGCCUGGCGCUGGCUGUUCAUCAUCGAGGGUUGCAUCUCCAUCGUGAUCGGCCUGGCCCUCUGGGUCACGCUGCCGUUUGACUCUGAGAAGGCAUGGUUUCUCAACGAAGAGGAACGCUACGUCAUGAGCCUGCGUGUCAAGCGUGAUGUGGCCUACAAGGGUGAGAGAAAAUUUGAGUGGAAGUAUGCCAAAAUGGCUUUCACGGAGCCCAUUAUUUACAUUGCCGCCAUUGGCAUGUUCUGCUCGUCCGUUCCGCUAUUCGGCUUCACCACCUUUCUGCCUACUCUCAUCGUUGGUUUUGGUUUUACUUCCCUCCAGGCGAACUAUCUCUCCAUCCCGGUUUACGUCUUUGCCUGCCUGUUCCUGUGCCUCGUCGCUUGGCUCUCGGACAAACUCAAUAAGCGCGGCGUUAUCGCCAUGAUUGUCCCAAUUCCUGUCCUUAUUGGUUACGCGAUCACCGUCGGCACUAGUAAUCACGGCGCAGACCUUUUCGCCAUGUUCCUCGUCGCUGCUGGUGUCUACCCUUACAACACCCUUGUCGUCACCUGGGUGACAAAUAACCUGCCAAAUGACCACGUGCGCUCAAUCGGUAUCCCUCUGCUCAUCUCCAUCGCCAACGCCUCGGGAAUUCCCUCGUCCCAGAUUUAUCCUAAGAAGGACUCGCCGCGCUACAUCAUGGGCAACGCUGCCUCACUCGCCAUGGAGGCCAUUGCUCUGAUUGCGGUCGGACUCAUCUACUUCUUGGUCCGUAGGAGAAACGCAAAGCAGAUUGGAAAUGCAUCUGGAGAUCUCCGGCUCGCGAUGUAA